GUUGUACGAAACCGUACCCUUCCUGAACGUACAACGUGUGCUCGACACUCUCUCCGUUAAAUAGCCUUUCACCUCAGCUUUUUCUUUCGUUCCGUUGCAGCAUUUCAUAUUCGAGCAACUGCUCUUGCGAACGUAGACCGCAUAGUGGCCAAGGAUAACAAGGAGGUGCUCUCUUUUUCCCCUAAUAACUGCUUCCUGUGCUCACGCCUCUUUCUAACCUAAUUUGCCGUCAAGCACCACUCACUGCUUAAAGAUGCCCUUCGGGUCGAUUCGACGCGCCGCCGUCUCUGCGCUCGCGGCGGAGGGGGAGGGGAAACACUCGCUCUGUGACGGCCUGACUGGGAGCUACUCUGUUGGCCUGCACGUCUUCGCCAUUUUCCUUAUACUGUUUAUCUCGAUGCUGGGCACGGCGAUGCCCAUCAUGACGAAGUACAUCGCCCUCUUCCGCGAGAAUCCCUUCGCCUUCACGGUGGGCAAGACGGCCGCGACCGGCGUGCUGCUCUCCGUCUCCACCAUCCAUCUUAUCCAUGAAGGUGCCGAGGCUUUUCGUGAAGAGUGCGUUUAUGCCUUCUUCAAGGACUACGAGCCGUUUUACUUCCUCUUUGCGCUGAUUGCGGUGCUGGUGAUGCAGGCGAUCGACUUGCAGCUCGCCGCCGUCGCCGAGCGCUGGCUCAAGAAGAAUCACCAGCAAAACGCGGCGAGCUCUGAGGUGGUCAUCGUGUCCGACUUUCCGGAAGACAGCGCUGCCGCAGCCGGCGUCCCUGACGCUGCUGGAGCGGAUCGCCGGGCACUGGCCAACGAAUGCGAUGCCGCGUCCCAGGCCAGUCCUACGAGCCCCGGCGUGCAAAAGAGUGCGGUGGACGAUCAGCGUGCGCGCCGCAACAGCAGCGGCAGCGAGAGAGACAAAACCACCGUAGGCCUCUCUGACGCCGCCGCGGUGUCCGCGUUAGGGAACGACCAUCACUCGGAUUUGCACGCGCACGCCGACGGAGAAUGCGAGGCGCACGGACACCAGCACUUGGUAGUGACCGUCCCCAUGGACAUGGGCUCCAUCCGCCGCGUCAUCGCCGCCGUCUGCAUGGAGUUCGGCGUGACGUUGCACAGCGUCUUCGUGGGCCUGGCGAUCGGGCUGACGACGGACACGGAACUGAAGCCGCUGCUGUUUGCGCUUGUGUUCCAUCAGCUGUUUGAAGGCAUGGCGAUGGGGUCGCGUCUUGUGGACGCCAAAUUCGAGGGCAACUUAGAGACCUACUUGGCCCUCGUGUUCUCCGUCAGCGCACCGGCCGGCAUGGCUGCCGCGACGAUCGCGGUGUCGGUAUCGCGUGAUGCGAUGACUGGCUCUGGCUUUGUGACGAUGAUGGCCAUUUUGGACUCGCUCUGCGGCGGCAUUCUGCUGUACCUCGCCUUCACGCUGCUGCUUGGCGACUUCGUGGCGGACAUGAAGCUGUUCUGUGCAGACGAUUUACCGGGGCGUCGGUCGCGUAAGAUCAUCCUUUUCGCUGCGCUGUGGUUUGGCAUGGGCUUGAUGGCUUUUGUGGGCAAGUGGCUGUGA
This is a messenger RNA of Leptomonas pyrrhocoris, 1552 nucleotides long. Its product is annotated as putative mitochondrial iron/zinc transporter protein-like protein. Lineage: Eukaryota; Euglenozoa; Kinetoplastea; Trypanosomatida; Trypanosomatidae. The record is from RefSeq and is a predicted model, not a curated record. Gene Ontology annotation, molecular function: zinc ion transmembrane transporter activity. The transcript has a single exon. Gene Ontology annotation, cellular component: plasma membrane. Gene Ontology annotation, biological process: zinc ion transmembrane transport. Bases 254 to 1552 code for a protein of 432 amino acids.